AUGCUUAGGGCGGCUGUGUCCUCCUUAAUAUCGCCCAGUUGUGAAUCAAGUCAGAAACUCUUGCUAUUCUCAACUCCGUGUGCUACACAAACUCGAGGAAGAAGGCGAACUUUAACACCUCCGCCAUGGACUCCCCCCGUUUUUGAGAAAGGACACACAGAUUUGAUAGAUGAUGCUAACAAAGCUCUGCUUAAAAAAGUGUCUGAGUUGGAACUUGAUCAGAAUGUGAAAACUUCUCAACUGAAGGCUGCAGAAUGUUCUGCUGAACUGUCUGAAAUACCUUCUGAUACUAGGCGUGUUGGUUUGCUGGUAAGGAAAAUUGGAAUGAUGCCUCAGUGGACAAACACUGGAGACAGAGUUCUUUGCACACUCUUAGAAUUAGCAGAUAACCAUAUUGUCAACACAGUUUCUCCUGAUACUUGGUAUAGGACUAGCUUGAUUGGUAAACGAAAGGCUUUCAAUCGAGAAGGCCCUUUAUGGAAGGUAACAGUCGGUGCUGUUGAUAGCCCCAAUGGUCAUUUCACAAAUGCUUACAGGCAGCAAUUCAUAAGAGCAGGCGUGCCCGUGAAAGAGCAUUUAGGAGCGUUCUUGGUGUCGAACGAUGCUGUUCCUCCAGUUGGUACUCCUCUCGAUAUUCGUCAUUUCACUGUUGGGCAAUUCGUCACAGCUACAGGAAAGUCUAUCGACUGGGGAUUCCAGGGAGGAAUGCAUAGAUGGGGAAUGCGUGGACAACCUAAGAGAAGAACAACUAAAUCACAUCGGCGAAUCGGUUCUGUUGGUAGUGUGGGAGAUGCUCGUAUUUGGCCCGGAAAAAGAAUGCCUGGUCAUAUGGGUUAUGAAUGGGUUACCGUUAGUGGGUUGAAGAUAAUCAGAAUGAAUUUCGAGAAACAAGUUUUAUAUGUGAAAGGCAGUGUGCCAGGUGAAGUUGGCGAGAUUUUGCAAUUAAAAGAUUGUUUGCAAUCCCAGAAAAAGCUGAAGCACGGACCUAUCCCCACUUGGACUCCAAGUUUGAGUGCAAUACCUGAAGAAACAGAGGAACAAGUUGUGGAAAACACUGAAGCUUUCGUUCCGGAAUUAUUCAGAUUCACUUCCCCCUCAAUUGUAUUCACAGAUGCUGAUGCUAAGAAGAGUGUUGGAAGAGAUAAGACCAAAGCGAAGAUUGCAAAGGUCAAAAAAUAA
Auanema sp. JU1783 is the source of this 1179-nucleotide messenger RNA. The record is from the annotation of a GenBank genome assembly. NCBI's taxonomy places the organism in Eukaryota, Metazoa, Nematoda, Chromadorea, Rhabditida, Rhabditidae.